UGAAAAGGAAAUACGUAUAGAAAUGUCGUUUGCUUAUUUCUGUGUAAUUUUCAUACAUUUUGCUGUUUACAGUAUUACCGAAGUGUUUGCUAUUUAUGCAGUCAAAGGAUCAACUGGACAAUUGGUAUGUCCAUACACCAGUAAAGUAAGACUGCGAUGGUUUUUCAAGUUCCCUGGAUUAGCUGAGUUUACAAUUUAUUCAGAAAAUGGGGAAAUAUCACCUCAUUUAGCACCGGAAUUUAAAACAUAGACUGAGUGUAACUGGUAACCAUGCGAUAGGACAAUAUCAUCUGAACAUAUCUAACAUUCAGGAGAGUGAUCAGGGGAUGUAUCAAUGUAUUGAUGAUAAAGUUCAAUCAGAUACACAAGAAUUGAUUGUUAUUGUUGGGCCAACAUAUAUAUCUAUAGAGAAUGUAACUCCAGACAACAGAAUAUCUGGUAUAGAAGGACAUGAUAUGACUAUUAGAUGUACAGCUACAGGAGGUCAGCCAUCACAUGAUAUAAAACUAGUAAUAUUAGGAUAUACUUAUCUUGGCAAACAGUCAGCACAGCACACAUUCAAACCUGUCAGAUCUAAUGAUAGUUCCAAUGUUACAUGUCUAGCAGGAUAUGAAGAGAUCAACAGCUAUCCAUUGUCUACUUCGUCAAAUAUUCAUCUUAUGCUUAAACCAAUAAUAACUCCUUUCUCUCCUGACACCUUGAGAACAGAAGAAACAAAAUAUUUUGAUGUAUCAUGUCAAUCUACUGGAAGUCGCCCUGCUGCUUUAAUCUCCUGGUUACUAGGGCAAGAAGGAACUAAUGUUACAUCAAACUCUACAUCCCAAUCUAACCAAGAAUCAUCAACAGAUAUAUAUAUACUGUGACAUCUAAUUUAAGAUACAGAGUGCACAGAAGAUAUAAUGGACAGAAGCUAAUAUGUAUAGCUAUUAAUGUUGCUGGCUACAUGGAAACAUCUGUAACAUUAAAUG
This is a messenger RNA of Mytilus californianus (California mussel), 968 nucleotides long. RefSeq lists its product as uncharacterized. The record is from RefSeq and is a predicted model, not a curated record. The transcript is spliced from 4 exons. Lineage: Eukaryota; Metazoa; Mollusca; Bivalvia; Mytilida; Mytilidae. Bases 327 to 863 code for a protein of 178 amino acids.